Molecule: messenger RNA, 2978 nt
Organism: Oncorhynchus keta (chum salmon)
Lineage: Eukaryota; Metazoa; Chordata; Actinopteri; Salmoniformes; Salmonidae
Gene: mfsd13al
Product: major facilitator superfamily domain containing 13a-like
Exons: 12
Coding region: 294-1646 (450 amino acids)
Source: RefSeq, a predicted model, not a curated record
ACAGAAACGGGUUUGAUAGCUGCAAGCGAGGAGAGGAGCAUAAUGUUAUUAUUUUAUAUUAACACAUAGUUGUGAUUGUGUAUUCAUCAGUGAGGUUAUCUUAAUUAGUAUUUGCAAAGUCUGUUUGCUGACCAAGCUGAAAUAGUAGAAAUUCUGCGCUCGACUGCAGCACUUUUGCCAUGGAAUAUGAAUAGCUAUGAACUCCGUUUCUAUAAACUCACCUUUCACUCAAGUGACACUCGACUCACUUUGCAAGUCUGUGGUAAUUAGAUCAAAGUGAGUAGCCUGGGGAAAUGAAACCACCACCAGGCAUGACCGUGGAGAAACCAGCCGCAGGUGUUCGCACCUUCGGCGGCCUGAACAUCCUUGGGCACCUGGCGAGUCUGGGGGCUCACCCCGCCGCCGUGGCUUACUCCAUGACCACCCUGGGAGCAGGCAUGAUGAACAGCAUAUUCAGCUUCUACUAUGUCAAGCUGUUCCUCAACAAGUACAAGAUAUCAGAAGGAGCUUUCCAUCAGUCACAAGUGGUGUACAUGGUGUGGAAUGCAGUGAACGACCCUCUGUUCGGCUACCUGCAGGAUAACUCCCGCGUACCGUGCUGCUCUCAACGUCGUCUCUCCAUCCUGUAUGGUGCUCCCUUCUACGCAAUCGCCUUUCUGCUCGCCUGGUUUCCAUGGCGAGAGUACGCCCCCGGCGACUGGAUGAGCGGCGUCCACCUGAUGGUGGCGUUGUGUGCGUUCGACGGGAUGCUGACGUUUGUGUUGCUGGCACAGUGCGCCCUCUUUGCAGAGAUUUCAGGCCACCACCAGAGCAGGCUGAGACUCAUCAAAUACAACCAGGUGGCGUCACUUAUAGGUUCUUCCAGUGUUCUAUUCUGCGGCCUCCUCUCCCAGAACAUGGAUGACUUCCCAUCCUUCCAGGGCUUCACUGUCCUGGUGGCCGUUCUGGCUUGUGGCUGCAUGAUCUACACAGGCCUACACAGCGAGAGCCGCUUUGACACCAAAGGGUCAGCACCGAGGUCAAACUACCAAGGUUCUGGCCAAUCAACUCUUUCCUUCUCCUUGGUGAUCUCUAUGACCUUGCAGAUCCUGACCAAUAGGGACUUCCAGCUCUUUGUGCUCAUGAACUUCUUUCAGGUCUUCAUGGUGGCAUUCUGUAAUAACUUCACUAUGAUCUUCGCCGAGCAUCUGAUACCCCCCAAUGUGCUUCCGUCUCUGGCCAAGAGCUUCAUGUAUGGAGCUGGCUUCAUCUGUCCUCAGUUGGUUGUGCUGAGCAGUCAGAGCCUGCUCCACAGCCUAGGCUACUACAAGAUCAUCCUGCUCACCUUCUACGUGGAGGCUGGCAUGGCUGCCGUCAUGCUGGUGCUGGGGCCACAUCACUACUACAUCCUGGCAUUCUUCCUGACCGCUAACAUGGUCCUUGUCCAGGCAGCCUUCAGUCUGUUUAACCUGCCUCUGGCUGACAUUAUCGACUCAGACCUUCAGAGACACAAGCGCAGCUCCCCCCUCUCCUCCAUGGUGUUUGGGACCAAUGCUCUGUUCACUAAACCAGCCCAGUCUCUGGCUCCUAUGCUGGUGGUCUCCCUCCUAAACCAGUUUGGCUAUGAGAACCUGAAGGACGCUGGGAGGGAUGCAAACCCCAGGUAAGGGCUGCUGGGAGGGAUGCAAACCCCUGGUAAGGGCUGCUGGGAGGGAUGCAAACCCCAGGUAAGGGCUGCUGGGAGAGAUGCAAACCCCUGGUAAGGGCUGCUGGGAGAGAUGCAAACCCCAGGUAAGGGCUGCUGGGAGGGAUGCAAACCCCAGGUAAGGGCUGCUGGGAGAGAUGCAAACCCCUGGUAAGGGCUGCUGGGAGAGAUGCAAACCCCUGGUAAGGGCUGCUGGGAGAGAUGCAAACCCCAGGUAAGGGCUGCUGGGAGAGAUGCAAACCCCUGGUAAGGGCUGCUGGGAGAGAUGCAAACCCCUGGUAAGGGCUGCUGGGAGAGAUGCAAACCCCUGGUAAGGGCUGCUGGGAGGGAUGCAAACCCCAGGUAAGGGCUGCUGGGAGAGAUGCAAACCCCAGGUAAGGGCUGCUGGGAGGGAUGCAAACCCCAGUGACUUGGAGGCCCUCCACACCACCAUGUUCUACCUGGUGUGUGUGGUGCCCAUGUGUAUUGCCGCCCUGCAAGUCUUCGCCUGGAAGCCCUUCUCAAUACGCAACAGUCACACCGUGGACACCAUGUAUAUCGACGGCUGAGUCACUCAAUUUAUGCUGUUUAUGAGUCACAGUCUAUGCUGUCUUUUAAGACUUGAUAGGUUGCUGCAGCACUCCUAAAGGGAACAUGGGGGUGUAAUGGCCGGAGGGUACUGCAGAAGAAAACACUCCAUCUGUAUGUGUUUGUUAUGUUUGUUGGUGAACUUGUCUGGUGGUGAUGAAGGGAAUGGUACUGACCUUAACUCUGGUAGCAGGAGCACAGUGCCUGAGUCUGCUAUUACUCUAUGCAAUAAUAUUAUGUUAGUUACUGUGGAAACUGUAUGACUUAACCAAGUUUGAGGGAUAUUGUAGCAUCAGAUUACUUUCACAUAGUUUAUUAGUUUUCAGACUUUGUUCUCCAAACAAAUUGAAUGUAAAAACAGAUUUUUUCUUUGACAUUGUGUAUACUACAUACUGUUAUCAUGGGACCUGAACCAUUGUGAUGUUGUGCCUUUGUCUAAAUAGUUAAUACCAAACAAAUAUGCUAUUACUUUUCAUUCAAAUGAUUUGCAUUCAUUUGUUGGGGAAUGUUUCCUACGUGUCCUUUUACACUGAUCCCAUUUAAAAACAAUACGCCUUCAUUCAAAUAACUUGCACGUGUUAUUUACGUUGACUUUUCAAACUGAAACAUGGACAAAACAAAUUGGAUAUUCAAAUAGGUGAACUUCAGAUUCAGUAGAGGGACUUCUGUUUUUCUUUCUGAUUAAUUUGAAGUUUAUCAAUAAAUCGAGAUUGUUUUUGUCUGGUUA